This is a messenger RNA of Mytilus trossulus (common blue mussel), 1112 nucleotides long. Its product is annotated as centromere protein K-like. The transcript has a single exon. Gene Ontology annotation, cellular component: nucleus. Gene Ontology annotation, biological process: kinetochore assembly; mitotic sister chromatid segregation. NCBI's taxonomy places the organism in Eukaryota, Metazoa, Mollusca, Bivalvia, Mytilida, Mytilidae. The record is from RefSeq and is a predicted model, not a curated record. Bases 78 to 890 code for a protein of 270 amino acids.
CAUUUAAAAAACAGAAUUUGUUUCCGCUUCCGUUUGUUUCUUUUGCGGGAAAUACAACUUGAAAACAAAACAAAGUGAUGUCUUCUCCCAUAAAAAAUGUCACAUUACACAAUACGGAAGGUGACUUUGUUGAAUCUCUGAAUCGUCUUCAAAAGGUUGACACUGUACCCAUUUUAACUGAAACUUUAGCCUUCCCUGAGAAGACAGGAGUGACACCUUCUUGUGUGUUGCUUGCGGAAAAAGUUGAACAUACAAAAGCUGAAAUCCACAUUGUUCAAAACUCGCCUUUAUCCAUUCUUCCAGAUUCUAAGGAAGUCCAUUAUGGAGUUGUAAAGGAAGAAUUAGAGAAAAGCCUUUCUGAAUUAAAUGAUACACUAACGUUCAUAAAUGCUGAAGCUCGUGAACUGGAGAAAGAAAUACACGAAGAGGAAAGCUGGAAUGAUCAAAUUAGUGAUGUAGUUCUUGAUUCACUCUCAAAAAGACUCAAUGAACAAAACUUUGAAACUAAUGAUGCAGAAGGUGCCAAAGAAAAGCUGAAAAGUGAAAUAGCUGAUAAAAUAACAAAAGCAAACAUGUACUUCAAGCAGCUAUUGAAGGAUUCCUCACAGUUUUGUGGCAAAUAUUUUAAAUUACCUUCUGAGGAAGAAUUUAAUGAUGUUCAGAAAAAGCUGCGCUCAGCUGAUAAAACAGUGACUGUAAGGAAUAUGCUCAGCUUGAAAGACAUUAUAUCAGAAUUGAUGAAUAAAUGUUUUGAUGAACCAAAUCAUCCAUAUAUUGUGCUGGACAAACGGUAUUGGCCCCCAUAUGUUGAGUUGUUGCUAAGAUGUCAGAUUGUUGUGCGUCAUACAGAUGAUCCUAGGAGGGUUAAGCUUAUUCCAUUUCAUUUGUAACAGAGCCAGUAUCAUGGUUCAAUGUAGGUACACUGUUGUACAUGUACAUGUAGAUGUAUUUAUUUGACAAUAUUAUGCAAAAUGUACAAAAAUGAACAAGUGUACAAAUGUGCUUUAUUUGCUUUUACCAGAAUUGUAGACAUUGAUAACCAUGUGGAAUAAUUUUGAAAUUAUACAUGUAUAAAAUGUAAAACAUUUAAUAUGUAAUUGUGAUUGAAAUGA